AUGCCGACGAUUGGGACCACCGAAAUGCCGGUGGUGAAUUUCGAGCUCGUCGAUCCCGGCGCUCUGCUUCUUGAUUGUCCAGCGGCGUGCAAACCUGGAUGGAAAUAUUACAACUCAAAAUGCUAUCGGAAGUUCAACACAGUCGCCACGUACGCGCAAGCGAAAUCGAAUUGUAUUGCGAAAGGCGGAAAAUUGGUGGAGAUCGGCUCGUUCGAUGAGAACGAAGCCCUUCGAAAAGAAUUCGAUUCAAAUGUUGUCGUUGGUGCUCCAAAACAAUCGUGGAUCGGAUUGAGAGCCGACGGCACCGAUUGGAAAUGGAACAAUGAGAAUCCGGCGACGUUCAGCAAUUGGGCGCCCACCGAACCUGCCGGUUCCGAGAAAUGCGUUCAAAUGAUCACCGACACGAUGAAAGCUGAAAAAUACAAAUUCGAGCGAGGCGGCUGGAAGACAUUCGGUUGCGGAAAAACGACCUCGAGUCAUAUUUGUGAGAUGCCUGCUGGCUUAAGAUUGGAUCUACCAUGGAUCAUAAUUUUAAUCCAAUUCAUUGUAAUUAUCGCAAUGCUCAUCUCAAUUUUCGCCUAUUUAAUAACCAAACCAACUUCUGAGAUGGCAAUGCCUGAGGACUCAUCAACAAAGACUUAUGAGAAUUUCGAGCUUCAAACCCAUCCUCAAAGCUCUUCAAUAGCUUUUCGCCGUCGAUUCAAGUCAUCUACUGUUCAGCCGCAAUCAAUUGAUAUCGAUUUUUCGGAGGAUAUAUUCGAAGAGGAUCCAAAAAAAAUUGAGCCAAUUCGAAAACAGAGUAGCCCGGUUAUUGUGAAUUCAAUUGAAAGCGAGCACAGCUCUGAAUAUGAGCAUUUUGAGUCGGAGAAUUUAAGGACGGCUGUUACCAGCGAAAGUGCGGUGUGCUCGGAAUUCGGGAGAAGCGUUCUCGUUCGCGGUGGGAACGCCGUCGAGGCUGCAAUUUGCACAAGCUUCUGCUUGAUGGCGACGCUUCCUGAUCGGGCGUCAUUAGCUGGUGGGAUGAUGAUGGUGGUGAGCAAUCCGAAUGGAAGUGUGAUCAGUAUUAAUGCAAGAGAAAGUGCACCAAUGGCGGUGAGCAUCGAACAAUUAAGGAAGAAGCCGAAAUUGUCACAAACUGGUGCCAAAGCGAUCGGAGUCCCGGGAGCUGUCAACGGCUUAUGGCGAGCCUUCGAGAAAUUCCAAUCGGGCACAAUAAUGUGGAAGCAUUUGAUGAUUCCAACGAUUCAACUCUGCGCCAAAGGUGUCGACGUUAACAAGGAGCUCGGAUCGCAGCUUCAAAAAUAUGUGACGUUGAUCAAUAGUUCGGAAACAUCGAGGCAAAUGCUUAUGAAGCCUGACUCGAACACACCGUUGUCGGAAAGCGAUCGAUUUCAAUGCAACUCAUUGGCGUCGACAUUAUCGGAACUCUCAGAAUAUGAUAAUCCAUUAGAUGGAUUCUAUAGAGGCGAGCUCGCGAGAAAAUUGGUCAAUGAUAUUGAAGACGGUUACCUCAGUCUCAGUGACAUGGAAGAUUAUGAGUGCGACGUCAAUGAAGCGCUGUGUACAACCGUUGACAUCGGAACAAGACUUUGUGGUCCGGGACCACCUUCACUCUUUCCAUUGCUUGUCCAUGACUAUCUAACCACAAAAAAUAUGGUCAGCCUUCGCAAAAUUGAGGAAAUUAUCAAAUCAAACAUGCGAUUUGCCAAAAAUCUCGCCGAUCCCGUAUUUCAUAAACCAUCUAAGGGGUUUGCCGAGAGCUUAAUGAAAAAGCUGAAGCUAGGAGAUGAAGCUGAUUUCAAAGAAGUGAAGGUAGAUUUCGCUGAGAGCGGCUCCACUAGCAUAUUCGUCGUCGAUGAGCAUAAUAUGAAAGUGAGCAUGACGCUGUCGAUUGGAAGCUCGUUUGGAAACGGUCAGAUGUCGUCGAUGGGAUUCUUCUGGAAUAAUCGAUUGCGAUAUUUCGAUUUGGCGAAUGAGAAUCAGCCGAAUUCGUUGCAACCUGGAAAAGUGCCAACGGCGGCGCUUUUCCCAAUUAUUGUGAUGAGGAAUCGGACGGUAUCAUUGAUCAGCAGCGGAAAUGAUAUAACAUCAUUGGUCCACGUGCUCCGUGAGUUCACUCAUCGCAACUUCGACUCGUCUCGUAUUCCGCCAACCCUCUUCAUUCAAAACUCCGUCGUAACGUCUCUCAAAUCAAGAUCGCAAAAUGUGAAACUAGCAGGAUAUUAA
Molecule: messenger RNA, 2226 nt
Organism: Caenorhabditis bovis
Lineage: Eukaryota; Metazoa; Nematoda; Chromadorea; Rhabditida; Rhabditidae
Source: the annotation of a GenBank genome assembly